Molecule: messenger RNA, 881 nt
Organism: Emiliania huxleyi CCMP1516
Lineage: Eukaryota; Haptophyta; Isochrysidales; Noelaerhabdaceae
Product: light harvesting protein
Exons: 5
Coding region: 14-646 (210 amino acids)
Biological process (GO): photosynthesis, light harvesting in photosystem I; response to light stimulus
Cellular component (GO): membrane
Source: RefSeq, a predicted model, not a curated record
CAUUUCGGUAGCCAUGCUCUCCCUCACCGUCAACAGCGUCUCCUUCAACGGCCCGGCGCUCGCGCCGCGCGUCGCGCCAGCCGCUGCCGCCGGCGUUCGCAUGGGCGUCUCCGAUAUGGAGGGCACUGGCCCCGAGACCGGCGGCAAGGUCUUUGACCCGAUGGGCCUCUCGAAGAUUGCGUCCGCCGAGACCCUCGCCUGGUACCGCGCCGCUGAGCUGAAGCACUCGCGCGUCGCGAUGGCUGCCGUCACUGGCUGGGCGUGGGUCUCGUCGGGCGGUCCCCUGUUCCCGGGGUACCUGUCGGUGGAGCAGGGCGUCACCUUCGAGUCGCUCGGCCGCGACGGCUACGCCGCGUGGGCGGCGGUGCCCGAGGCGGGCAAGUUCCAGAUCCUCGGCGUGAUUGGCAUCCUCGAGAUCCUGAGCGAGUCGGCGGUCAAGCCGCACUACAUGGCCGGAGGCACGCCCGGCAAGGUGCCGCUGCUGUGGGACCCGCUCGGCUUUACUGCCAAGCUCUCCCCGGAGACGCUCGCGCGCAAGCGCCUGGCCGAGCUGAAGAACGGCCGCCUCGCCAUGAUCGGCGUCAUGUCGCUCGUCUCUGCGCACUUUAUCCCCAACUCCGUGCCGCUGCUGCCCGGGAGCGUCUAGAGUCUCCGCCGCCCACCGGGCGUGCCUCCGCAGGACCGGCCGCGGCGGCGACGUCCGACCGGCGCGGGCCACCGGCAGCUGGGCAGCAGUGGCGAGCUAGCACGCGCUGCCGCACGGGCAUCUCCGUCAUCCCUGUGCAUUUUGCCACGCGGAGGCCCACUGACUGUCUCAUUCGCCAUGGCCCCCUUGUGCUUGUUACCCCCGAAAAUAGCAAAAAAUGCGCGACACUGUGUGU